ACUUGUGAUGAAAAUCGAAUGAAUACUGACAGAAUUUCGGCAGUGUUACAAUACCGCGUCCUUACAGAACUUUGCAUAGUGGGAGUAUUAUAAUGACCCAUGACAGUGAUGUACGUGGACUCUCCCACCAGACACUGUGUUUAAUUGAGUGCACUGCCGUGGACUGCUUUUCGUGAGGCAAAGACAAUAUUUGCUGAUGCUUUAUAAGACCGCAGGGCAAAAGCCAGAUAACUUUGAAGCAGUCUGAUGUCUGGUGAUGCAGUGUAACAUGGCAAGCGUUUCAGUCACGGAGUUGGGCAGACUUGUCAGGGUCUUGCUACCGCGAGUGCAGUACUUCCAGCCCCGCAGGAGAGGCCUUCGGACCCGCUGCAGGCUUCUGGUGUUACCGUCGCUGGCUGCCUUCGGGUUCGUGCAAGUUGCGUGGAUGUUCCUCGCCUUUCAAGACGGUGUGGUGACAGUCAACGGACCGGAGAGGGCUCGCCGGUUAUUCGACGGCGGUAUUAAGCUAGAUUUCUAUGCCCCUGCACGCCAAGUAUCCACCAAAUCAAACACAUCGAGCCCUUACGAUCACAGAAAAUGCAACCUAAGCACUUGCAGUUUUGACAAUCCAUCGAGUCACACUGAGAAACUACGCGAGAAAAUGAAUGCAACUGACCCGAAAACGAACCCAACAGCUUCAAGCAGGGAAGAAAUCCGAAGGGAAGAAAAUAUUGGUAACAUAUUGACUCUAAGGACCCCUUGGUGUUCGGGUCGCGGCACAGUAAGGUCACAACCAGUUACGAGUAAAAAGCAAAACACGACUGAUCACAAGUACUUCUUGACAGCUGUCUUACUCGUAAGGAUCUACGCUAGCGAUCCGGCUAAGUUGACAACGCGGGAGAUGAUGCAAUGGCUGCAGUACCUAAACUACGCUGGGGUCCAGCAUGUGUACGUCUACGAUGCGUACUUCUACAAGAAAGAAUCGCAAAGAAAAAAACUAGGGUGCUUCAUAAAGAACGGAUACGUGACCUACGUGGACUGGAGUCAUAAGGCAAGGCCUAAAUACACCAUAGCCGGUACACAGGUAGCUGCAUACCAGAAAUGUCUCGAUAAGUACGGGCAUGAGUUUGCUUGGCAGGUGGCCAUCGAUAUCGAUGAGUACCCGUACUGUCCCGGGGACCAUGAAGCGGGAUUCCUGGACCGUGCCGUCCGUAAGAUAGCCAAGACGAAACCUAACGUCGUUGAGAUUUCAAUGCUGAACUACCUGUAUCUGGGGAAACCUCUGAACGACAGCGUGCAUCCGUUACUCAUUGACCGGCUCUGGAGGCGGACUAUCCAGCGAGCCAACGCCCUGGUCAAGCCCAUCUACCAACCGAAAGGGAUCGCUGCAGCCAACGUGCACCACAACUCACUACGCCGUGGCUACGUCAACUUCACACCGAAGGCGAAAUGGCUCCGAAUGAGUCACUUCUGGGGGGACGGUUGCAAAAUUGGGGGGAGGACACUCCCAAAAUCUUGAACAUGACUAUGGAGGACAGAGGUAUGGAGAGGGCCGUCUCGGCUCUCAAGGAGUGCCUCGAGGGGUGUGAGAUGGGGUGUUGCUAAACUAGGCGAAGAAGUAACUGGCAUCGUUCUAGUGUUAAUAAAUAAUGUGGUAAGUGUUAGCGUAUCGUGUAGGAUUUGAAUUCAGUACUAAAGAAUAGAGAGCUUGCACACAGCGACACCAGUGUGGACAGGUGUUAUUGCCUCUGUGUUGCACAUGAGCAGUCAAUUGACAUAUCAAAAUAUGUCCGUUGUGAGGGCGCUCCAUGCAAUCUCUCGAUUUACCAAACAACAUUUUAAACCAAAUGACGGUUUAAGCGGUGACACAUCGCAAAGUAUUGAUAUCUUAAUUAUUUAUUUUUUCAAGAGAUCGGUGAACAACACUUCUAUACAUACACACGAGAUGUUGUUGUUCACAUUGGCUAUUCAUGGAAGGAAAUGCCUAGAAAAUGGCUUCUUAAAGAUGUGGUUAGAGAUUAAUUUUGUACCGAAAUUGAUUGGGAAAACGGACGGUUCAUCUUUAAGCAAAUUCAACAGAGAAGCAGUUGCGAUCAAUAUGUAACGCGUAGUAUAUCGCGUUACACCUUUCCAAACAAUAUUGUGUGCUAUUGGCACACUUCUUGCUAUAGGCACACUUGAUACUCAAGUCAAAGGGAUGGAGCAAAAGCUUUAAUUAUGGUAAAUACAUGUAUGCCUCUUUAACAAUUUUUAAACUUUCUACAUGACUUUAAUACCAACUAACUGGCCCAACUAUCAUGGGUCUCGUGGUAUCACGGGAUCGGGUACCCGUAACCAAUUUUACGAAUUACUCAGUGUCUUCUCAAGUCCGAUGAACAAGAAAAGUUUUGAAUGCCAUUCGUGCUGAUUUUUCAAAAUGAAAACCAGGCAACAUGGAAAACUGCAACAGAUUUUAAGUUCAUGUGUUUGAACGACAGGUAGAGUUUGCGAAAGCAUGCAGUAAGCCCUAAUUCGGAUAACUUCAGGGAUUUGAAUGUUGGCUUUUGUAUGGGAGCCUGGCACACCCGUGGGUAUCAGGUUCCCGCACUACCUGUAAAUGCACACCAUAGAGCCCUAUAGCAAGGAACAUAUGGGUCAAAUAUC
Molecule: messenger RNA, 2622 nt
Organism: Patiria miniata (bat star)
Lineage: Eukaryota; Metazoa; Echinodermata; Asteroidea; Valvatida; Asterinidae
Exons: 1
Coding region: 257-1498 (413 amino acids)
Source: RefSeq, a predicted model, not a curated record